Molecule: messenger RNA, 1131 nt
Organism: Clarias gariepinus (North African catfish)
Lineage: Eukaryota; Metazoa; Chordata; Actinopteri; Siluriformes; Clariidae
Product: immunoglobulin superfamily member 3-like
Exons: 4
Coding region: 19-1131 (370 amino acids)
Biological process (GO): response to bacterium
Source: RefSeq, a predicted model, not a curated record
GUCACUUCAUCUCUGAGGAUGUCUGCAUUCUGGAUUCUUGUCUCAUCUCUGACCUUAAUAUCGCCAGCCCAAUCUGUGGAUUUUUCCGGACCAUCUUUUAUCUCAGUGAAAGUUGGAGAUCAUGUUACACUUAACUGCCCAUUUAUUGAGGUGAAUGGUGUACUAGAUCAUGUCUUUUGGUACAAACAAAUUUUAGGAGACGUACCGCAUAAAGUGGCAGAAAGAUUAGCAUAUAAAGAGUUUAAAAUCACCCCUGAGUUUCAAACAUCGGGAUUUAAAACGGAGACGCAUAGUAACCGCAUUUCUCUGACAAUUUCACACGUAACAAUGGAGCAUGGAGGACUUUACUACUGUGGCCAGUUUAGCUGGGAGAAUGUUACGCAGUCCAGGGGUACGUUCUUAGAAGUAACAGAUGACAGAGAUGUAAAAGUCUCCGUGUUCCAGAGCAGUGUGUUGGACUCGGUUCCUGCAGGAGCGUCAGUGACUCUGCAGUGCUCGGUUCUCUCUGAGAGCAGAGCAGCAGAACUCCAAGUGCUCUGGUUCAGAGCUGCUCCACCACAAUCCCAUCCUCAAAUCAUUUACACUCAUCACAACAGCAGCCAUCAGUGUGAGAGCAGCUCUUCUACACACACCUGUGUCUACAACUUCUCCAAGAACAUCCUCAGCCUUAAUGAUACUGGGACUUACUACUGCGCUGUGGCCGUGUGUGGGAAGAUUGUUUUUGGGAACGGGACACGAGUACAACUGGGUGAUGAAGAUGUAAAAGUGUCAGUAUCACAGAGCAGUGUGUUGGACUCGGUUCCUGCAGGAGCGUCAGUGACUCUGCAGUGCUCGGUUCUCUCUGAGAGCAGAGCAGCAGAACUCCAAGUGCUCUGGUUCAGAGCUGCUCCACCACAAUCCCAUCCUCAAAUCAUUUACACUCAUCACAACAGCAGCCAUCAGUGUGAGAGCGGCUCUUCUACACACACCUGUGUCUACAACUUCUCCAAGAACAUCCUCAGCCUCAAUGAUACUGGGACUUACUACUGCGCUGUGGCCGCGUGUGGGAAGAUCAUUUUUGGGAACGGGACACGAGUACAACUGGGUAAGAACACAUCCACUGAAAGUGUACCCAUUAAAAGAAAUAAAUAA